UGAUCGCAGGUAGCGCCGGCCGGCCGGGGCUCCCUCGGGACUAGGGUGACUGCGCAUGCUCGCCGGCCGCGUUGGGCCAGUCGCCGAGCGGCGGUGACGAACCGGCUGCUCAGUUGCGGCGGCUGCGAUGGCGCUGUGAGGGGGCGGGGGGGUGGUGUUGAGGCGGGAUGGUGCUGACCCGGGCAGGGCCGUCUUCUUCCAGCAGGACGAGCGUCUCACUCCGACAGGCGUGGAGGAGGCCGAGCCGGGCGAGAGUUUCUGGUCCUUGUGUUGCUUUAGCAUCGCCUGACGCGAAGAGUUCAUCGUCCGCGACCUCCUCAUCUUAGGAGUCCCCCCACGCCCCCCAUCUCCCAUUUCUUAGCAAAUCUUGGGACCCCACUUGAUCGCGCUCGAAUAGGUUGAAGACCAGCUGGAGUAUGCAUUUUGCUCUGAAAUCUCAAAGCAGUCUACAAACAGUAAACUCUAUACAUUCUCUGUGUCAGGGGAAAACAAUAUAUUUUUAAUAAAGAUCAGUAACGGAAGUACAAGAUUAUUUAUUGUCAGAAUGAAGUUUUGAUCAGCAGAGGUGCUGUUAUCAGAUUUGUCUUCUCAGUAUAAAUUAAAAAUGACUGAAGUUCAGGCAAUGGUUGAAUUCUCCGUGGAGCUAAACAAAUUCUACAAUGUGGAUUUAUUUCAAAGAGGUUUUUACCAGAUUCGUGCAUCUAUGAAAAUUCCACCAAGAGUUCCCCACAAAGUAGAAGCUAGUUUGUUACAUGCAACGGGUAUGACUUUAGCCUUUCCAGCUUCAGUUCAUGAUUCUCUGAUCUGCAGUAAAACAUUUCAGAUUCUUUAUAAAAAUGAAGAAGUUGUUUUAAAUGAUGUUAUGAUCUUCAAAGUUAAAAUGUUGUUGGAUGAAAAAAAGAUUGAAGAAACCCUUGAAGAAAUAAGUUAUCUCCUGUCUUUGGAUCUACACUUUACAGAAGGAGAUUAUUCGGCAGAUGAUCUGAAUGCUUUGCAACUAAUAAGUAGCCGAACAUUGAAGCUGCACUUUAACCUCCAUAGAGGCCUUCAUCAUCACGUUAAUGUUAUGUUUGAUUAUUUCCACCUUUCUGUUGUAUCUGUUACAGUCCAUGCAUCAUUGGUUGCACUACACCAGCCACUAAUAAGCUUUCCUCGCCCUGUGAAGAACACUUGGCUAAAUAGAAAUGUACCAGCACAAAACAAGGAUUCCAUGAUUCCUCCUCUUGAAAGUGUGGUCUUUGGUAUUAAUUACACAAAACAGUUAUCACCAGAUGGUUGCAGUUUCAUCAUUGCAGAAUCCUUCCUUCAUCAUGCCUAUCAUUUUCAUUAUACACUUUGUGCCACUUUGCUGCUAGCCUUCAAGGGAUUGCACAGCUAUUUCAUUACGGUAACAGAAGAGAUUCCCUCUUGUCAGAAACUAGAACUGGCCAAGGCCAACAUGCAGGUCCUUUAUGAGCGCCUUCUAAGAAGAAAACAGCCACGAGCCCAGAAAGACACCUGUCUAGAGGAAAUGGAUAUAGAAAUUCGACUUAGUGAACUAUGUGAAGAAGUUAAGAAAAUAGAGAAUCCUGAUGAACUGGCAGAACUUAUAAAUAUGAAUCUUGCACAACUUUGCUCACUUUUAAUGGCAUUAUGGGGACAGUUUCUGGAAGUCAUAACACUACAUGAAGAGCUAAGAGCAUUAUUAGCACACGAACACCAUACUUUGAGGGUACGUAGAUUUUCAGAGGCAUUCUUUUGUUUUGAGCAUCCAAGACGAGCUGCCAUUGCAUACCAGGAACUUCAUGCUCAGAGUCAUCUACAGAUGUGUACCGCUAUCAAAAAUACUUCCUUCUGCAGUUCUCUUCCACCUCUACCUAUUGAAUGUAGUGAAUUAGAUGGAGACCUGAAUUCAUUACCUAUAAUCUUUGAAGAUAGGUAUUUAGAUUCAGUUACUGAAGACUUAGAUCCACCCUGGAUGGGAGUUCAGAAUCUUCAGAGAUCAGAGUCCAAUAGAAUGGAUAAAUAUGUGACUGAAGAAAGCUCUAUAGCUGGACUUUCUAGCCCAGAGUUGAAAGUCAAACCUGCUGGUGCCUCCAAUUUUUGGUUUACAGAAGGUGAAAAGCAGCUAACAAAAUCUGUGAAAGGAAAGAAUGAAGAAUCAAAUAAAUCCAAAGUUAAGGUUACUAAACUCAUAAAAACAAUGAAACCUGAAAACACAAAAAAAUUAAUAAAACAAAACUCUAAGGAUUCUGUGGUUUUGGUAGGCUACAAAUGUUUGAAAAGCACAGCAUCAGACGAUCUCUCUAAAUGCUCUGAAGGCAGUCCUUCACAUAGUCAGAAGGAAGGCCUGGAUCCCACAAUGUGUGGAUAUAAUUUUGACCUAAAGACCUCCAUCAGACAGACAAGCCAAAAGGAAGCUAGCUAUUUGCCAACUAAUACAGAGAGAACUGAACAAAAGUCUUCAGAUAUUGAAAAUGUGCUACCAGAUCUUUUUGAUACUUUGAACUCUGGCAGCCUAAAUCUUUGUGCAAAUUUGUCCAUUUCAGGUAAACUUGGUAUCUCCCAGGAAGAUAGUGAAAUUACUCAAGUGGAACACAGUAUGACAUCCAGAAGUUUAUCAGACGAUUAUAAUGAUCAUCAAAUAACUCCAGCCUCAGGAAUUGGGACAAUUGAAGUACAGCCCUGUGAUAAAGAUUCUUUUAGUGAAGAGAAAAUAACUUUUAAAAUAGGACCUUGGACAAAACUCCAACAAGAUGAAACAUUUGUGGAUAAUAUACAACUACCCAACUUUGAGUCCAUAGAAUAUAAUGGUAAAUCUAAAUCUCUAGAAAUAACUCCUGAAAAGGAAACUUUGCAGGAAUCAAAGUGUAUUUCUACUGGAGAAUCUUUAGCUAAAUUAAGAUGUAAUUUGCCUGCUUCCUCUACUAAAGAAUAUCAUCUUGUAUUAAGUGGAGAUGCAAUUAAGUUACCGGAUAUUAAUGCUACAUAUGCCUCAUCUAGAUUUUCAGAUUCAGGUGUUGAAAGUGAACCAAGUUCUUUUGCAACACAUCCAAACCCUGAUCUAGUUUUGGAAACUGUGCAAGAGCAAGGUCCUUACAACAGUGAAAGAUUAUUUCCUCAAUUUUUGAUGAAACCUGAUUAUAAUGUAAAAUUUUCAUUAGGAAGUCACUGUACUGAAAGUACAAGUGCUUUAAGUGAAAUACAGUCAUCUUUGACAUCUAUAAACUCUCUACCUUCAGAUGAUGAACUGUCACCUGAUGAAAAUUCUAAGAAACCUGUUAUACCUGAAUGCCACUUAAGUGAUAGCAAAACUGUAUUAAGUCUAGCAACAAUUAAUUUGCCAAAAUGUGAUGAUAGUAAAAAGUCAAGUAUUAUUUUGCAACAACAGAAUGCUGUAUUUUCAGGACAUUUGUUGGACAGUGAAACUAUAGGAAUACAUUCUUUAAAUUCAAGCACUAAAGACCCUUUACAAUUUGUUUUUUCAGAUGAAGAUACUUCCAGUGAUGUGAAAAAUAUCUGUAGCUCCAAACCUAACUUGGACACUAUUUGUAAAGGAUUCCAGAGUCCUGAUAAAUCUAAUAACUCUGCUGGGACAGCACUUACAUUAAAUUCAAAAAUGCUUUCUUUAGACACUCCUAGUGUUUCAGGUUCUGUUUCUACUAAUACAGAAGUGAGUGAAGAUAGAACUGUGAAAAGAAAAAAUAGUGAUGCACUAAGUCCCAAACAAAUAAAUUCAGAAACCCCUAUAGUUACAAAUGAAAAUCAUCUAGGUACAACUGAUCCUCUUUCAGCCAGUCCUGAUAUGGUAAAAGAAGGGCUUGUGGAGAAUUAUUUUGGUUGUCAGAGAAAUACUAAUAUUCCUGAUACAUGUACAAAUAGAUACAGCAAUUCAGUUAAUCCUCAAAAGGAUACUUCUGAAAAAGAAAUUAGUGAGCAACAAAAGGUUAAAGAGAAUGAGGAGGAAGAGCAGGAUCAACAAAUGAUUCAAAAUGGAUAUUACGAAGAAAUAUAUUAUUCAGCUUUUGAUGCAACAGUAAAUGCACACUAUUCAAGUGGAGAUAUAGUAGAAGAAAAAAGACUUAUAAAAUCAGAAAAAAUGAGUCAAUAUCUUCGGGAUGAUAUAAAUAUGCCUACUGUCUAUACUUCUGGUUGUCUGUCUUUUCCAUCUGCACCGCGAGAUUCUCCUUGUAGUGCAAAAUACUCCAAAAGUAAAUCUGAUGCCAUUACAAAGCAGCCAAGCAGCACUUCUUCUAACAUCACAUCAAUUUCCUGGUAUGAAAAUUCACCAAAACCUCAAAUACAAGCCUUCCUUCAGGCAAAAGAAGAAUUGAAGCAACUUAAGCUCCCUGGGUUCAUGUACAGUGAUGUUCCUCUGUUAGCAUCCUCAAUUCCUUAUUUUAGCAUUGAAGAAGAUGGUUCUGAAGAUGGAGUUCAUCUCAUUGUCUGUGUGCAUGGUUUAGAUGGUAACAGUGCAGACCUGCGAUUAGUAAAAACUUACAUUGAACUUGGACUGCCUGGGGGAAGAAUUGAUUUUCUCAUGUCUGAGAGAAAUCAGAAUGAUACUUUUGCUGAUUUUGAUAGCAUGACGGAUCGCCUUCUGGAUGAGAUAAUUCAAUAUAUUCAAAUAUAUAGUCUAACAGUCUCAAAAAUAAGCUUUAUUGGACAUUCAUUGGGCAAUUUAAUAAUCCGUUCAGUGCUUACAAGGCCAAGGUUUAAAUAUUACCUCAACAAACUUCAUACCUUCCUAUCUCUUUCUGGACCUCAUCUUGGUACACUGUACAAUAGCAGUGCUCUUGUUAAUACAGGUCUCUGGUUUAUGCAAAAAUGGAAAAAAUCAGGUUCUCUUUUACAGUUGACAUGUCGAGACCAUUCAGACCCUCGCCAAACUUUCUUAUACAAGCUUAGUAAUAAAGCAGGACUUCAUUACUUCAAAAAUGUUGUCCUAGUUGGAUCUCUACAGGAUCGCUAUGUUCCUUAUCACUCUGCCCGCAUUGAGAUGUGUAAAACGGCUUUAAAGGACAAACAGUCAGGACAAAUCUAUUCAGAAAUGAUCCACAAUUUGCUUCGUCCAGUUCUACAAAGCAAGGACUGUAAUCUGGUUCGAUACAAUGUUAUCAAUGCAUUGCCCAAUACUGCUGAUUCACUCAUUGGAAGAGCUGCGCACAUAGCUGUUCUUGAUUCAGAAAUAUUUUUAGAGAAAUUCUUUCUAGUUGCUGCCCUCAAAUAUUUUCAGUAGAAUAAAAAACAUUGUUAAGGACUUGAAAAUUACCUCAUUCAGCAAUGAUUCAAAUAAUGUAUUAUAUAAAAUAAUAGAUGCUGAUACGCUCUAAGAAAUAUUUAUACUUUUUAUAUGGAAGAUAAUUUAUAUCAUCCAUGUUUAGAGCAUUUUAAACAUCAACUUUACUUUCUAGGUAAUGUGGCUGUGCAAUAUUUUUUUAAUUUUAUCUUUUUACUUUUCUAUUAUUUUUCAUAUACUUUGAAACUUUAAGUCCUAGGUAUGUCUGAUGGUUGAUUAUUGGCUUUCCACAAUUCUUACAUCAGACUAAUCAUAUUAAAUGACAUAACUACUGGGAGUUGGGCGGUAGUGCAGCAGGUUAAGUGCACGUGCCAUAGGACUGGCAUAUAAGGAUCCCGGUUUGAGCCCUCACUCCCCACCUGCAGGGGAGUCGCUUCACAGGUGGUGAAGCAGGUCUGCAGGUGUCUAUCUUUCUCUCCCCCUCUCUGUCUUCCCCUCCUCUCCAUUUCUCUCUGUCCUAUCCAACAACGACGACAUCAACAAUAAUAACUACAACAACAAUAAAAACAAGGGCAACAAAAAGGAAAUAAAUAUUUUAAAAAAUGACAUAAACUACUACAAUAGCAUGGAAUUUAAAUUUUUCUAAUAUUCAAGGUGUUUAUUUAAUUUUAAGUUUUACUGUUAACAUUUUACUUUGUUUUAACUGGAAAUAAAAUUAUGGCUGCUAAAAUAUAUUUUUGGAAAUCAACUUCUUUAGCCCUGUCAAACUAUGUAAUAAAAGUUUUAUAUAAAAAGUCAUUGUUACUGUUGUUGUUAAACAUGCCAUGCCUAUUAAAAUAUAUUUCCUACUGAUGAUUCAACAUUGUUUCUCACACUGACUUUUAUUAUAGAACUUUUCAUGUUCAUGUUAGCAGCAUCUAGGGAUUUCUGAGUGUUCUCUGCCUUGAUUGGUUGGAAUUUUGAUAAUUGGUAAUGUUGCUUGACCUUUCUGAUUACUUUUCUUUAACUUUUUUCAUAAAUUCCAUGUAUGUACAUAAUGAUUAAAUCUUGAAAUUUAUGAAAUACUUUUAUGAACUUAGAUAAUUUUUAAAUAUUUUAAAUUUUGUUGAACUAAAGACUGAUGUAAAUAAAAUGAUUCAUGUUAAAAAUGGAACAAAUGUACAUGUUUGGUGAAACAGAUGCAAAUGUUUUUGAUAUAUGGAGAUGUUGAGUCUUUUGACUUUGCUAAUGGUGCUGAAUAGCAUUAAAUUCACCAUUUCUCUUUCUUGUUUACUUGUAAAAAUUAUGCACUAAGGGUGGAUAGGUCUGUCUGCAUUCACCACUUGUGAUGGACAGAAAAGUUUUUUAAGUAUGUAUUGUAUAAUUGGUGCAUGUUUACUUUUAGUGUUGUGUUAGUGCCUCUAGUAUUAAUAAAUUAACAAAUUACUAUAUGGAGGAA
Erinaceus europaeus (western European hedgehog) is the source of this 6656-nucleotide messenger RNA. It is a transcript of the gene FAM135A, whose product is annotated as family with sequence similarity 135 member A. The transcript is spliced from 24 exons. The record is from RefSeq and is a predicted model, not a curated record. NCBI's taxonomy places the organism in Eukaryota, Metazoa, Chordata, Mammalia, Eulipotyphla, Erinaceidae. The coding region runs from base 605 to 5218 and encodes 1537 amino acids.